This is a messenger RNA of Cetraspora pellucida, 657 nucleotides long. The record is from the annotation of a GenBank genome assembly. Lineage: Eukaryota; Fungi; Glomeromycota; Glomeromycetes; Diversisporales; Gigasporaceae.
AUGGCGUUGAAUUGGGUAAUGAUUUCGUCCGAUGGAAAAAAUCCAGUUCCUCUUCCUAGCGAAAAAAUAUUAUUCAGUCAAGAAAAAGUGUCCUUGCUGCUGGAUUUAGGCGGCGGAUAUCCCGGAAAUCCUUCAAAUUAUAAAGCUGAUGGAAAUAUUUUUAUCACAAAUCAGCGUGUUUUAUUUAUUUCUCGCCCACCUCUGCAUAACUUUCAAUCUUUAAGCGUGCCUAUUUUGAAUUUGAAAGACGGGAAACUUCAACAACCUUGGUUUGGGGCUAAUUACUAUGAAGCAUACUUAAUGCCAGUACAGAAUGGUGGACUACCAUCUCCUGGACAACUGAAAAUUACCUUUAAAGAAGGAGGUGGAUAUGAUUUCAGUUCAUGUUUCACCGAAUUGAUACAGAGACUUUCGGAGAGUGAAAGUUACGUUCUUGUUGAACAUACUGAACAAUUACCAACUUAUACACCGCGUGAAGAUUCCACAUCGACAGCCACACAAGCGUUAGGAACGGCGGCAUCUUCCGGUGUCAUGCCACCAACAGGACCUCUCACCAAUGCAACAUCCCCAUCUCAUUCCACUUUAGUCAAUUCUGCAGCACCUCCCCCGAUAGCUCCGGGUGAGCUACCACCCAGUUAUGAUGAAGUAACAAGUUGA